AUGUCCGAAAAAUCGAACCGCUUUUUCCAUACGCCGAGCCAGAGCUUUGAUAUGGGGCUUGGUAAGGUGAAAUUCGCUCCCGGGACGGUGACGCCGCCACUCAGGAGGUCGGUGGAGUUGGAAACGAUCGAACGUCCUGCAUCUGCUGAACCGCCAAAACCACGACUCGGUGCCGGUCGUGCAAAAGUGCACCCAAGCGACGUGAAGCUCGGCAGGGCGGUCAGCUCACCGUCUCUCGACAAAAUCGGUAAGGAUUGGGCAGUU
Molecule: messenger RNA, 264 nt
Organism: Mesorhabditis spiculigera
Lineage: Eukaryota; Metazoa; Nematoda; Chromadorea; Rhabditida; Rhabditidae
Source: the annotation of a GenBank genome assembly